AAUUCAAAAAUUAACAAAAAAUCGUUAAAUUUUUGUUUGAAAUUGAAUCAAACAUUGAAUAUUGAAAAUUCGAACGUGAAACCAGUUCAACAUUCGAAUGUUUCGAGCACAAAAGUUUCGACAAUUCAUUUACCUGAUAAAAUCAACAACAAACACAAAUCAUCGGAGAAAAAAGAAAGAAUUGUUUAUGAACACCAACAAAACCGAACGAAUCUUUUGGAAAUUAUAACUAAUGGAAGUACACCUAUUUUGACCAAAGUACCCAAAUCGAUUUAUCGAAUUAAACUUGGUAGUAAAUUGGAAUUAUCAUGCGAAGCUGAUGGAAAUCCUAAACCAACAUUGAAAUGGAUUCGUUUUGGACGAACAUUUUCAUUUAAUUCAACAAUAAUUAUUGAAAAAAUUCAACCAGAUGAUGAUGGUUAUUAUGAAUGUCAAGCACGUAAUCGAAAUGGUAAAGCAUCGAAAGAAAUUCGUAUUAUCAUUGUUGGUUGUAUAUCAUCGGAAUCAAAUCUAAAUCAACAUCGUAAUUUAUUGCAACAGAUCAUUGAAGCAAGCAAAUAUUCAAAACGAAUUGAAUUAGGCAAUUUAAUAACAUUGAAUACAACGGAUGUUUUAAAAUUUUUUGAUUUAACCCGUCUGUUAAUUGCCUAUUCGGAUAACCGAACACAAUUUGAUGCCCUUAACCUGUACGAAUCAAAUCAUUCAUUAACAGCAACACAAGCAACGGUUAUGGGAAAUUUUACCGGUUGUGUGGGUGGUGCUAGAUUUGAAACAUUCGAUUGUUUUGAUGAUAACAGCGAUGAAUUUAGUGAAUAUUAUUCUAUAACCGGAAUAUGUAAUAAUCGAAAAAAUCCAAAAUGGGGUGCAUCAGUCGAACCAUUUCUGAGAUUAUUACCGGCAAAUUAUGCCGAUGGAUUAGUGAAGCCAAUAGGUUGGUUUGAUAAUGAAGAUGAUUGGUGGAUGAUAACGAAAACAAAACGACCAAAUCCACGAAAAGUAACCAAAGAAUUAUUGAGCACCGAAGCUGUUACCAAUGAUGAAUUACAUAAUCAUUUGUUGAUGCAAUUUGGACAAUUUCUUGAUCAUGAUUUAACAUUUGCUGCAUUAUCGGAUAAUCGAAAUUUAUUAGAAAAUGAUUUGGUUGAUUGUGAACGAACCUGUCAUGAGAAUGUUGAACCAUGUUAUUCGAUUUUUCGACCUGAUUCUUCCAAAUCAACAAUCAAUGAUUAUGAUAAAUGUAUUGAAUUAAAACGUUCAGCAGAAUAUUGUGGAACUGGAUAUACAUCCGUAGUAUUCGGCCAACUUAUUCGUCGUGAACAAGUUAAUCUGAUAACGUCGUUUAUUGAUGGAUCACAAAUUUAUGGUAAUAAUUUCGAACUAUUCAAUUAUCUUCGACAUCCUAAUCAGGAAAAUUCUUAUUUAUUAAAUUCAACAAUAAUUUCAAAUCAAACAUAUUUACCCAAAAAUGAUAAUUAUCAAUUAUUAUUAUCAAUGGAUUGUCAAAUGGAACCAGAACGUUCGGAUCAAGAAUGUUUUCUGGCUGGUGAUCAUCGUGCUAAUGAACAAUUAGGAUUACUGAUAUUUCAUAAUUUAUGGUUACGUAAUCAUAAUUUAUUAGCAAGAAAAUUUCGAUUAUUACGACCCAAUUGGACGAAUGAUAAAAUAUUUUAUGAAACAAGAAAAAUUAUUUCAGCACAAUUGCAAAUAAUUGUUUAUCGUGAUUGGCUGCCAUUGAUUAUUGGUUCGAAAGGAAUGAAAAUGUUGGGCGCAUAUAAUGGUUACGAUGAGACGAUAAAUCCAUCAAUAUCGAAUGUUUUUGCAACGGCUGCAAUGAGAUUUGGUCAUACUUUAGUGAAUAAAAAUUUGAUUCGAAAAUUUGCCAAUCUUCGACAUGAGCGAAAACAUUCGAAAGAUGAUGGAACAAAAAUGCAUCAAGCAUUCUUUCGACCAGAUCAGCUAUCGAAAGCCGAGGUUUUCGAUUUACUGCUAUUGGGUUUAGCACGAACACCAUUGAAAAAAUCAAUACCCGAACAAGCAAUCAGUGAUGAAUUGACUGAACAUUUAUUUCGAUUAUCCCGGUAUCAACCUCUGGAUUUAGCAUCUAUUAAUAUACAACGUGGCCGUGAUCAUGCAUUACCGGAUUAUAAUCAAUGGAGAAAAUUUUGUGGCCUAAAAAUGGCAGCCAAUUUUGAUGAUUUAAAAUAUGAAAUAAAAAAUCCUGAAAUUCGUAAAAAAUUACAAAAAUUAUAUGGCCAUCCGGAUAACGUUGAUCUUUAUGUUGCCGGUUUGAUGGAAAACAGUGAUUCGGAUGCAAAAAUUGGUCCAACAUUUCGUUGUUUGUUGGUCGAUCAAUUUCGACGAUUACGCGAUGGUGAUCGGUUUUUUUACCUGAAUAAAAAUGUAUUCACUGAUGAACAAUUAAAACAAUUGGAAACAACAACAACAUUAUCGGCUAUAAUUUGUCAAAAUAGUGAUAAUAUUAAAACAAUAAUAAAAAAAUCAUUUCAUCUUCCAAAUGACAAUCAAUCAUGGAUUGAAUGUGAUCAAUUACCAAAAAUUGAUCUAACAAAAUGGUAACAUUUUAUGUAUGAUGUGAUAAAUACGAGAAUUUUAUAGACAAAAAUAUAUUUCAAUUAAUAAAAAUAAAAAUUUCUACAUUAAAAAUU
Molecule: messenger RNA, 2666 nt
Organism: Dermatophagoides pteronyssinus (European house dust mite)
Lineage: Eukaryota; Metazoa; Arthropoda; Arachnida; Sarcoptiformes; Pyroglyphidae
Product: eosinophil peroxidase-like
Biological process (GO): response to oxidative stress
Molecular function (GO): peroxidase activity; heme binding; protein binding
Source: RefSeq, a predicted model, not a curated record